This is a messenger RNA of Lethenteron reissneri (Far Eastern brook lamprey), 12259 nucleotides long. RefSeq names its product DOP1 leucine zipper like protein A (gene DOP1A). NCBI's taxonomy places the organism in Eukaryota, Metazoa, Chordata, Hyperoartia, Petromyzontiformes, Petromyzontidae. Gene Ontology annotation, biological process: Golgi to endosome transport. Gene Ontology annotation, cellular component: trans-Golgi network; endosome. The record is from RefSeq and is a predicted model, not a curated record.
ACCGGAACGGAUCUCACAUCAACUCCAUAUUACCCCUCUCACUCUCACACACACACACACCCGGCCGCCUUUGUCUCCCCUAUUCCCCAUCAUCAUCAUCACCACCACAACAACCAUCAACCACCACCACCACCUCCCACAGUCAUCGUUGUUUUUAUUUUAAUUUCCCUCGCGUCGUCGCUGCCAGGAGACGCGGGGACCCUGCCGGGGCGUCUAUGGCUGCCGGGGAGCCCUCGCUGCGGGCGGCAGGCGACGAGCGCGCGGCGUUAGUGCGGUGCGCGAGGAUUCGGUAAGAGUUGCGCCGAUCGCCGGGCCCGCAUGCCGACGGGCGCCGUCAGGAUGAACGCGGAGGAGAUGGAGCUGCUCAACGACCCUAAGUACCGCAGCUACGCAGCCACCCUUGACAAGGCGCUCAAGAGCUUCGAGUACAGCAGCGAGUGGGCCGAUCUCAUCUCCGCGCUGGGAAAGCUCAACAAGGUGCUGCAGGGCAGCAGCAAGUACCCGGUUCUGCCGCGGAAGCUGACCAUCGGCAAGCGGCUGGCGCAGUGCCUGCACCCGGCGCUGCCCAGCGGCGUGCACCUCAAGGCGCUGGAGACGUACGAGAUUAUCUUCCGCAUCAUCGGCAGCAAGCGCCUGGCGCGCGACCUCUUCCUCUACAGUGCGGGCCUCUUUCCGCUGCUGGCAAAUGCGGCGAUGUCGGUGAGGCCGGCGCUGCUGCAGCUCUACGAGACUUACUAUGUGCCCCUCGGCAAGACGCUGAAGCCCGGCCUGCAGGGCCUCGUCACCGCCAUCCUGCCCGGGCUGGAGGAGGGCUCCGAGUACUAUGACCGGAGUAACUGCCUGCUGGAGAAGACGUCGCUGGCGGUGGAGCCGUGCGUGUUCUUCAGCGCGCUCUGGGGCAGCGUGCUCACCAGCCCCGCGGUGCGGCUGCCCGCCGUCACCUACACGCUCACCCACCUCAACCGCAAGCUCUCCAUGGAGGACCAGCUCCAUGUCAUUGGCACCGACGUCGAUCUCAUGGUGGAGGCGGUGUGCGCGUGCGUGCAGGACUCUAGCGUGCUGGUGCAGAGGAGCACCCUGGACCUCCUGCUCUUCUGCUUCCCCUUCCACCACAGCCAGGUCACCAAGCUGGACACGGUGCGCCUGCUGUCGGCUGUGCUGCACGUUGUGCUGCGGCGUGACAUGUCUCUCAACCGCCGCCUCUAUGCCUGGCUCCUGGGGUUCGACAAUAAUGGCACUGCGUUGGGGCCCCGCAUGGCGCGCGACGAGUCCCGUGAGGAACACGGGGCACGCUACUUCAGCACCUACUCCCGCGAGCUGCUUGUGCAGGCCAUGGUCGGGAUCCUAAAGGGCCGCGGCGGGGGCGGCUGCGGGGAGGAGGGCGGCUCCGUCUCCCCGGACCUGAGGCCGUUCCGCAUCCUCCUGAGUCUGCUGGACAAACCUGAGAUCGGCCCGGCGAUCCUGGAGGAGGUGCUGGUGGAGGUGUUCCGUGCGCUCCACGGGCAGUGCGAGAUGGAACUGGGCACCGGGAUCCAGCCGCUCUUCAGCAAGGACCGUAGCCAGCUCAGCAGCAAGAUGAGGGAGAACAAGCAGACGGCCGAGGUGGUGAAGACGGCCAACCUCCUCUUCAACUCGUUCGAGCCCUACUAUCUGUGGGACUACCUGGCGCGCCUCUUCCAGAGCUGCUGCAGGCGGUCCCGGCGCGGGGUGAGGAGGGCGCGGAGGCCGAGCGGCAUGAGCGAGCAGGAGUUGACCGUGUGCGAGCUGUGCGUCCUGGCCGACUUCCUGCUCGACGUCGUCUCUCUGCCGACACCGAGUCUGAUGGCCGCGCUGUGUCAGGAGUCGUACAUCGAGAUCCAGACGGAGCACCUCCCGCGCCUGCUGCGCCGCCUCAUCGGCUGCCUGACGCGCCACCUGGCGUCGCUCUCUCUCACCGAGCUCACCGACUCGCUGCGCCUCUGCUCCAAGAUCCUGAGCCGCGUGCAGCCGCCGCUGGUCCCCGUGGCGACCGCCGCGAUGCCGGUCGGCCCCGGCGAAGAUCACCGUGCGACGGUUGGCGCGGCGACGGCCGAGCGGGAGGAGCCGUCGGAGGAGGGGAGGGAGGCGUCCGGGGGAGUGGGCGGCGACCCGGGCCCAGCGCCCGCCGCAGGGCCCGCCCCGGCGAGAGGGCCCCCCGGCGGGAGCAGCUUCACGGAGUUCGUGCAGUACAGCGGCGGCAGGGGCGAGCAUCCCGGCGCCGGCACGGGCUCGCGGGAACGGCAGGAGGGCGGCGCCCGGGAAUCGCCGAAGGAAUUGCGCGGCUGCUCCGACGGCGCCGGCUCCGGUUCGGAGCGCUCGCGAUCGUCCUCCGAGUCUCCGCCGCCGGCACGCCGGCGCCCCGGAGACCCGGCCCGCCACGACGGCGCCCUGGCCGGGACGGGGGACGCCGACCCGGACGAAGACGAGGAGGAGGCGGAAGAGGAGGAGGUGGACGACGGGGGCGAGGAGGUGUACAAGGACAGCGAUGACGACGAGGGCGACGAGGGCGAGCGGCGCCAGCAGCAGCGCAAGACGACGAUGCAGCGGUGCUGCGAGCGCUUCCAGGAGUUCCUGACGCUCUUCUCGCGUCGCUACGUGCUGCGCAGCGACGGCGCCCCCGCGCAGUUCGUGCGCGACAUCUCGCUGGGAGGGGCGCUGACCGGCGCCGGCGCCCUUGCGGUGUGGGGCAAGCGCAGCGGACGGACGGCGGACGGGGAGGCGGGAGGCGGGGGGCCGCGUGGGGAGGACGACGGGGGGAGCGACGGCACCGCCGCCGCCGCGGACGGCUUCUCGGAGGGCCACCUGGCGGCGCUGGCGGCGGCGUGCCAGCUGCUGCUCGAGUGCUCCAGCUUCCCCGUGUACGUGGCCGAGGGCAGCCCGGCCUCGCCGCACCGAGCGCUGCCCGCCGGCACAGGCGACACGACGGGCGUCCUCCCCGAGUGGCUGCAGACCCUCCUGGCCUGCUGCUGCUACGGCUGCGGCGGCGGCGGCGGCUCUGACGCAGGCCUGAGCGGCAGCGAGGCGUUCCCCGUGCGCGGCACGGCCAUCGCCUGCUUCCUGGACCUGCUGCACCUGGCGCGCUCCGUCUCCGCGGUGGCGGUCUCCUCGCCGCAGCAGCAGCUGCAGCAGCAGCAGGCGACGAUGGCGUACCCAAGCCCGGCGAGCCCCGGGCGCGUCGCCGUGGUGAUCGUGCCGCCGCUCACCGACGCUCACCUACGCUACCUGGCGGAGAAGACUCGCUUCUUUCAGAUGGUGGCGGCGAUCCUGUGGGCCCAGCUGGGCGAGGGCGGAGGGGGGCGGCACCACCGGCGCUGCGUGGAGCUGCUGCAGCAGCUGCACGGGCUGGCGCCCGGCCCCUCGGUGUGCGAAGACGUGGUGUCCCGCGACCUCGCGUCCCGCGUGCCGGCGACGCGCGUGGAGGCGUACAGGAAGUUUGCUCUGCUCUGGCACCUGACGCGCGACCUCCAGCAGAGCAAGAACUGGGCCUUCACGCGCACCUUCGACAGGUCGCUGCUGCUCAUGCUGGACUCGCUGCGCUGCGUGGAGUCGGACGGGCAGUGCGCCUCCGUGUGCCACGAGUGGCUGACGCACGCCGUGCAGCGCCACGACGUGCCGCGCCUGCUCGAGCCGCCGCUGCUGCUGCUGCUGCACCCCAAGACGCAGCGCGUGUCGCUGGCGGCCGUCGCCUUGCGGCAGUCGGGCGCCGGGACCGGCUCCCGCGCCCUCUCACUGCGCCAGCUCGGCGACGAUCCGCGCGCCGGCGAGCCGCUGGAAACCGGCGCCGACGGAGCUGGGGAGAUGGCGCUGCGAGACCCGGAGAUGCGGGGAAAUGGCGGGAGCUGCGUGGUGGAAGGGGCGUUCCUGGCCGGCGAGGCCGGCGCCCGGGAGGUGACUGGAGUGAGCGUAUGCGUGCGCGCGUCCGGCGACCACGCCGGCUACUACGUGACGGAGCGGGUGGCGCGUGGGGGGUCCAGCAUGGCCCACGGCGGGUCCCGCGUCCCCGUGGGCCUCACCGUGAACCCGCUGGGCGCCGACUCCGAGAGCCCCCUCUCCUCCUCCCCGCCCAGCGCCAGCCACGCCAAGGAGGGGCCCGGCGCGGCGGACGACGAGGACGACGGCGGUUGCGGCGACGACGACGACGACACGGGCUCGACGCACGGCGUCUCGACGAGGUCGCGCUCCGACAGCGGGGUCAGCGACCGCACGGGCGACUCGAGCCUUGCCGACGAGGAGGUGGACGAGGCGGACGAGGCGGAUGAAGAUGAGGAGGAGGAGGAGGGUAGGGUGGUCUGCCGGGACAUCGAUCCGGAGGUGUGCCGGCUACUGGAGGAUGUGGUGGAGGCCGUCGCGAGACUGGAGGGUGGAGGGGAAGCGGAGACGGGAGACGCGGUCGAUGGUGAGAGCCGCGGCAAGUCCGGCGGCACUGCCGCCACCACGCGGAGCGUUCCGGCGGAUCCCAGUCGAGGCGGUGCGGUGACGGCGCCGUGUGGCACCGUGCUACCGCGGCCCAGCUCCUUCCCGCUGCUGGCGCCGGGCGUCGAGUCCGGCGCCCCGCGCAGCCGCAGCAGCAGCACGCUGGACCAAGGUGGUGGUGGGGCGCGACCCAAAGUCCGGCACGGAGCGGCGCGGGGGGUCUCGGCCGCGGCGGCGCCGGCGGCGCCGGCCGUCCAGGACCUGCCGAUGCGGCUGCCGCCGGCGUACCUGGGCGAGGCCGGUGGGCUGGAGGCGUGGUACGGCACCAGGGAGGGGGACGGCACCAACAGGGACUCGUCGUCAGAGGAGGAGGAGGAGGAGGGGGACAGCGACUCGUGCUCGCCGCGCAGGGCUACCCGGAGGAUGGGAGGAGGUAACCAUGGCAACGCGGCCGCCCCCUCCUCGUCUUUGGGGGUGAUGGAGAGAAGCGUGGCCACCGUGCACCCCCUCUACCAGCACGUGCUGCUCUAUCUGCAGGUGUACGACACGGGCCGCGUGCUGCAUGCGCUGGCGGUGCUCGGCUCGGUGCUGCGCUCCAUCCCGGCCGCCUUCGUCAGCGCCCUCGCCACCACGGGCGUCAGCGGCGCCCGCGCCCCGCGCCUCGUGCUGCUUCAGAACCUGCUGGCGCGACACCGUGCCUCCUUCACCGGCGGAGACUUCUAUGCCAGCGCCCACGGCCCGGGCGUGGUGGUGUCGGCGGAGGGCGGAGGGGCGCAGGCGGGCGGCUUCCGUAACGCCAUGUACCUGGAGGUGGUGCUGUCGCUGGGGCUCGCGUUCCUGCGCUCGUACUACCCGCACCACGUACGCGCGUCGCCGCGCCAGCUCUCCGAGAACCGCCACGUGCAGCUCGCCAGCGCCGAGGUGCUGACGCUGCUGGUGUCAGCGCUGGCGCGGCUCGUGGACUCGGGCUGCACCGGCGCCGGAGGUACGGGUUCCGCCUCGAGCUCCGGCCCGGGCUUUGCGAGCUUCCUGCUGGACCUGCUGGCGCGCUGCAAGGCGCAGAAGGUGGUGCUGCACUGCCUGGUGGCCGGAGUGGCGGGGGCGCACGCCAGGGCACAAGCGCACGUGCUCUCCGUGCGCAACGACCCGGCCGCUGAAGAGGGCCUCUCCGUGGAGGGAAAAGUGAACUUUUUUGAGGACGGAGAGGAAGAGGAGUCGGAGUCGGGGGAGGGGAGUGCCGGCGCCAGCGGAGAGGGGACAAGCGGGGCUCUGCAGGCCCAGCUGCUGCGCCUGCUGCAGGCCCUAAUGGUGCUGGAGCACAAGGUGCUGGCCUGCACGGAAGACCCCGAGGGCGGAUUCACCGAACUAGUGGCAGCGCAGCCAGAAAACCCCCCCUCCAACCACCAGCAGCACCAGCAGGAGCACCAGCAGCACCAGCAGGAGCAGGCCGUGGGCCCGGCAGCGCCCACCUCCCUGCGCUUCGUGUCGAGCCGCCCGCUGGCGGAGCAGGAGAUGCUCGGCUGGGCGGUGACGCGGGCGCUGCUGGUGUCGGCGCCGCCGGGCCGCGCCAGCUGCGCCGCUCACCCGCGCUGGGUGGGCGCCGUCACGGCGUCGCUGCCCUACCUGGGCCGCGCGCUGGCCCGGCUCGCCGUGGCCGUCGUCGCUCAGGUGUGCCGCAACCUGGACGCGGCGGCGCAGCAGCACGCCUGGGAGAGCGCCCUCGCGGCCGACCGUGGUGCAUGCGGUGCUGUGCGAUGCAGGCCGGACGUGCUGCUGGAGAGUGUGCCGCCCGACUACGUGCUGUGCCUGCUGGAGGGGCUCACCACCGUGGUGCACUACUGCCUGCUGGACAGCUCCACCACGCACAUCCACUCGCCAAGUUCCGCUAGCCGUGCCGAGGCCCGCGCCGCCAUGCUGUGCGUGCUGCCCUGCGUCCUCUCCACGGCUGCCCUGCUCUGGAGCCUGCUGGGCAAGGCCGAGGGGCAGCGGGUAGAGGUCGUGGCUGGGGUCACGGGAGGAGCGGCCGCCCCCUCCUCGGUUGGGCUGGGCUCCACCAAGAUCCUGCGCCAGAAAGUUCUGGACCUGCUGAGCCCCCUGAGCCUGCAGCACGGCGUCGCCUUCAUGGCCGCGGUGGCGCGCGUGUGGAGCGAGCGCACGAGGGGGCGGCCCGCGGCCUCCCGCAGCCGGGUGUGUGCCGCGGAGGUCGACGAUCGACCCCGCUCGUCGGCCGCGGACAACCGCGCGCAACCUCGCUCGACCACAGUUCUGGCGGCCGCCAAUGUGGACCAGCAGCUGCUGGUGGACCUGAUCCGCGGCAUCAGCAGCAUGCGCACCGACAGCGUGGUGGGCACCGUCAAGGAGGUGGUGCGGCAGCCCCCGAGCGGGCCGGCCCCCUCGCCCAAGGAGAAGAGCGUGCCGCUGGAGGUGAGCGUGCUGCAGUUCUUCUUCGCCUACGUGCAGAGGAUAGCUGUGUCUCAGUUUGUGGACAGCUGGCCUUCAUUGCUGUCACUGCUCAAAGAUUGUUCCGCUCUCAACCUCCCUCCCCCCGGUCACUUCCUGCUGCUAGGAAUCCUCAACGAGUUUGUGAUGAAGAUGCCACCCAUGGAGAGCAAGAAGGAUCUGCGAGACCUCCAGGAUGUGACGCAGCGGCUGGUGGAGGCAGUCACGCACGUGGCCGGCUCCUCGCUGGAGCAGACCACGUGGUUGCGGCGCAACCUCGAGGUGAAGGCCGGACCCCAGGUCACGGUGGACGCUGCCGGACUGCAGGCCGACGCCGACGACGCCCUGCUGCUUUCUCCGGUGGCCGAGGUGGUGUCGCAGCCGCCCUCCGUCUUCAGCGUCCACGCCCUCACCCUGCUGGCCGAGGUGUUGGCGCAUCUCCUGGACAUGGUUUUCCGCAGCGACGAGAAGGAGAAGGUGGUGCCACUGCUCAUCAACAUCAUGUACUACGUCGUGCCCUACCUCAAGAACCAUAGUGCCCACAACGCGCCGAGCUUCCGCGCGUGCGUUCAGCUGCUGAGCAGCCUGAGCGGCUACCAGUACACGCGGCGCGCCUGGAAGAAGGAGGCGCUUGACCUCUUCAUGGAGUCCGCCUUCUUCCAAAUGGACGCCAGCUGCGUCCCCCAGUGGCGCUCCAUCAUCGACCACUUGAUGACCCACGACAAGACCACCUUCCGUGACCUCAUGACGCGCGUGACGGUGGCACAGAGCAGCUCCCUGAACCUGUUUGGGAACCGCGAGGCGGAGCUGGAGCAGCGCGUGAUGCUGCUCAAGCGGCUCGCCUUCUCCGUCUUCUCCAGCGAGGUCGACCAGUACCACAAGUUCCUGCCCGACAUCCAGGAGCGGCUGGUGGAGAGCCUGCGGCUGCCCCAGGUGCCCACGCUGCACGCCCAGGUGUUCCUCUUCUUCCGUGUGCUGCUGCUGCGCGUGUCGCACCAGCACCUGACCGCGCUGUGGCCUGCCAUGAUCACCGAGCUGGUGCAAGUGUUCAUGCAGAUGGAACAGGAGCUCAUGGCGGAAGAUGACAUCACCAGGAGCGCCAGUCCGUCCAUCACGGGGCUGGAGACAACGUACGUCGGGGGGAACGGCUUCUCGUCGUCCUACAGUCAGCAGCGGUGGCUCGCGCUCUACCUCUCCGCCUGCAAGUUCCUGGACCUCGCGCUCGCUCUGCCCUCCGCCCACCUCCCGCAGUUCCAGCUGUACCGCUGGGCGUUCAUCCCGGAGACGUGCGACGACUCCGGGCUGGAGGUCCGUCGCCAAGGCAACCACCAACGCGAGUUCCGUCCGUACGUGGUGCGGCUCACAAAGCUCCUGCGCAAGAAGUGCAAGAAGAGCUCGGAGGAGGAGGGGGGCGGCUCGCCGCGCAUGAUCCCGUGCGAGGCCGGCCAGCCGCUGCUCACCGUGGCGUCACUGCGCUCCAUCGACCAGCUGCUGCCCUUCUUCAGCACGCUCAGCCACUUCUUCUGCAACAAGCCCAUGGUGGGGGCAGCGCAGGCCUUCCUGUGCGACCCGGGACGCCCCCCGGGAUCUGGCGGCUCCGGCUCCCUGGCGUCGUCAUCGUCCUCGGCGCUGGAGCACGCGGGGAGCGGGGAGAGCGGCGCGGGCGCCGAAGCGCAGUGGAGCCGCGCCCGCCGCCGCGUCGAGGAGACGGUGGGCCGCGACUUCCUGGAGACGCUCAACAAAGGCUAGCGCCGGGGGUUGCCUGCCUCCGAGCUGCGACAGAAACGGGACAACUGAGAAUAUCUCGCGGCACCCGGCCGCCUUCACCCUCGUCCGCGGUUCCGCCUCGUGCUUCCGAGUCAUUCCGUGUCUACGAGGGUGCGGAGCAAGUGGUGCGCGGCGGUGGGGCGCGUGUUACGAGUUGAAAUUAUCACGAUUAUUGUCGUUGUACUAAGAGGGGGUGGGCGAGCUGCGUGCGAACGAGUCGUCUCCAGUGGCGCGUUGCGGUAAUUUUUUGCACAGCCGAUGAAGAAACCCACCCGCGACGACGAGCUUUUAAUGUACCCGGAAGACGUCUUUAACAAGAGGACAAUCCUGGGAAGAGCAGGACGGGUGGCUACCCCCUGUCUAGCUAGCUUCCUCCCAAUGAGGCUCGCCCAGGGAUAGCGCUCCGGGCCAGCUCCUAGGCGAACUCCGAUGGCUCGCAAACAAAGGCGAGCCCUCACCGGGGCCAGUGUCCGUGAGCCAUCCGCGCAGGCCAGCUGUCCCCUGCCCCCCCCACCCCGCACCCCUCCAUCACUUGGCAUUUGCAUUGAAACUGCAAGUGACCAAGUGUGUAAUAUAUUAUUUCUUCUGAAGCGUUCAUUCUCUCUGUGCUGGAAGGGUCUGACCAGCACGGAGAUUCUCUAGGUAACGUGCCUCUGGGUUAGGCCUGAAGUGUACGCGCUGGGGCCAUUUGAACAAGUCGGCCGUUUCUCCAAGCCUGAACGGCCUGAAUGCCCACAAGGCGCGCUAUAGCACUGCUGGAACCAGGCUCGCCGAUGCUUUGUCCGGUCCUAUGCGAUUAUCCUACGUUUCGCUGUACGCGCCGGGAAGCUUCCUUUUCGGUUGCUGCAAAAAGCUCCCAGCACGUGGAGCGAAACGUCGGACGUCGCGCCGAAGAAGCGAACGGCACGACCCGGCGAAAACGCAUCGGGGAGUUGUACGGCACAACCGCGGUCGUGGCUCACGCGUCGAUGCACUUUAAGCCAUGCAGGGAAGCUAGACGUAGAGGUGCUUAGGCGGUUUUCAGUGAAAGCCACGUGCUGGCGGUAGUAUUGCCGCGAGCAAGCAAGGGGUGCGGCUGGUGAGCGCGAUGCCCCGGGGGGGCUGUGUAGGAAGUGUGCGUAGAAUUUGUGUAUUUGGCGUAGGAAUUGCACGCUGUCUGAAAUUGGCCAGGAGCGACACAAGCAAGGGACCAUCGCUACGGCCCUCGUCCCUCCCUCUGGAAUCCUCGCCCCCCACCCCCCCCACCCCCUCCCGGCAUCGUACGCAGGGUGACGGUCCGCACGCUAAACCCUUGGGGGUUUCUGUUACCCGCGUCGAUGGCCCACGUUGUUUUAGCCGAUGGAACACUCGCGAUGGGACGGCUCGCGCGUGUGACGCGUUUGUGUUUCUGUAAAAACUAAAAUCCACGGAUUCGCUCUCGUCGGAAGUGGGGUUCUGCGUCGGCCGCUCCACUGUGAAGUCACGUGUCACUGGCGGCGGCGGUGGCGCUGCUACCGGGUGGGAACACGUGCAGUGGCAACAGCAGGUGGUGCAGCAGCUGGUGGCGCAACUGGCGUAGCCACCAGCAGCAGUAGCUCCUGCCGCUCGCGUGAAUCUUACCCACGCUGUGCUAAUCAGGAUUUUCGUCUGGGGGGUUGAGGACAACUUAACCAAAACGUAUUUAUGUCGUUAUAUCUGUAGAGGAGACUCGGGAUUGGUCAAGCCAAGUUGCUGGCAAGUGGUGGAGCUUGCUGAAAGAUAAUAUAUUUAGAGACAUUUGCCACACAGAUCCAACACUUGCAAGUUUAUUUGUUUUAACCAGGUAUGAAGUCAAGAUAUCAGGACAGUUUCUUUUGCAAGAGUGACCCAAGGGCUAAGCAACCUUCAUCUGGAUUAGAGCGCGUGAGGCCUUGGAUUGGGCGACCAGGAGGUUGAAGCCUCCUUCCCAUGACAAUUCAGUGGCGACACUGGCUCGCUGAAAUUGGCUCCUAACAAAGGACAGUAUUUCUUUCCUAAGCUAAAUGUCAGCAUCCAAGUAUCCACGGCAUCUAUUGCCUUGCCACACUGAAGAGAAACCAAAGUCUUUCAGGCCCUCUUCCAAGUACUAAUGGACAUGCUAUUCGAGCCCUCUAGAGUAGGACCCCUGUUUUUUUAAUCUCUGCACAUGGCCUCUUACUGGGGGGGGAGGGGGCGGGGAUUUAAAGCUCCCCCACGUUUUAUGAGAGGUAGAAUAUCACAACUCUUAAGUCAUCGGAAGCGUCUCCACGAGGUGGAGCCCGUCUAGAGACUAGGUGGGUUUACUCUUUCGCUCUGGACAGAUGUCUUGGAGGAGGAUGGAGUACUCGCACUGGUACGCCCUCCGCAUGCGACCUGCUCGCUCGACUAAGUGCGGUACAUGCGCCCAUUCAUAACCGCUGGGUGGACACAAGCGGGGAGGGAUUUAAGAAACUUGCUUCGCCCACAAAAACGGCAUCGAACCGGCAUGUCCAGUGUGCUUGACUGUUACACCGCGUCACCAUUUUUCAGGGCAUCACAACACCGAUGUGGCCUCGCGUCUGUGCGUCCUGGUAACCAGAGAGGGCCACUUGGAAACACCUUAAAACAUUCAUUGAAUUAACAAAAAGAAUAAACAUGUACAUCCCCUUUGUCAGUCUGCUGGUUGAAGGCCUCCCCAUAACUGCAGUCGUGGGGGUUGUUUGACCAUACUUCACCGCGCCGGUUGGUGGAAGGGGGGGUGAGAGCCCAGGACUGGUUCCGAUAUCACACUCGCCACUGAUGUUAGCCGGUGGUCGGGAAUCGAACUCAGGUCGCAGGGUUUAUAGCGGAGUGCUUUAAUAAUCACUGCGCCACCACGCUCCAUCCUUUUUAUUUCUAAAUAAGUCCUUUAUAUCUGGAAAAUUAUCCGUUAGUCACUACUAUUUAUCUGGUGGAGGCGGGGGGGGGGAUUGUUACAACUGGGAUGGAUGUCUGCCAUUUCCUCGUGUCUUUGCAUGUGGUAGGGAACUGGAGUGCCCGCGGUCAAGAACGCACAUUUGAUAGCUCCCUGGUACCGUUCGCCACAAUGUCCGACGCUCGGCACCAUGUCCCGGGGGGAGCGCCUUCAGUGAAACUGAAUUACCCGGCAUGUGGAGCGAAACGUUGGACGUCGUGCCAACCAACCAAACGCGCGGCCACUACCCCAAGAAGCACGGCCGGGGGGGGUGGGUAGGGUGAGAAGCUGCACAGCACAAAGGCGAGAACAUCCGCUGCGGAACGACUGAUAUAUACAUCUCAUCUCGCAUCCCUCCGUGGUUGCGUAUCUCACGUCACACUGCAUUUCACCUUCACGAACACCCCGAUUGGGAAAGUGUGUGUCCCCCGUACCACAGCCAGGCGCGCCGCCGCCACCACACCUUGUGCGACUUUUGAGACGUCUUGGUUUUUCUCAAGAUAAUCGUUGUGAAAGGGCGCGCGGUGACCGGCGCGCGCGCGCGCGUCAUUUUCUAACGUCGCGUAUUUCGAUGCAAUCUGUCUGCUCACUGGGUUUGCCGUUUUGGGGCUCUGCGUUGCUGUGGGGAGGCCCUGUGUCAUGUUUACCAAGGUUGGAACACUGCGAUUAUCGCUGAGUUGCAUUAGUAUACAAAUAAAGUCAGUUUUAAACACU